AUGGCAGAAAGGGAAGGAGCAAUAGUGAGGCAAGGCCAUGAAGAAGGGCUAAAACAGGCGACAGCCCUCCUGGAAGAGUUCGAGCUGCCAGGGGGCCUCCUCCCACUGGGAGAUGUGAUCGAAGUAGGGUUCGUGAGGAGCAGCGGGUACAUGUGGAUCCAGCAGAAGGCGAAGGUGGAGCACAACUUCAAGAUGAUAAGCAAGGUCGUGAGCUACGACACGGACAUAAGCGGCUACGUGGAGAAGAAGCAAAUCAAGAAGCUCAAGGGAGUCAAGGCCAAGGAGCUUAUUCUGUGGCCUCCAGUCAGUCAGAUAACCGUUGAUGAUCCACCCACUGGGAAGAUUCACUUCAAGAGCCUUGCCGGUAUCACCAAGACUUUCCCGGUCGAGGCAUUUGCUCCUGCCCAGUGA
Molecule: messenger RNA, 411 nt
Organism: Salvia splendens (bonfire salvia)
Lineage: Eukaryota; Viridiplantae; Streptophyta; Magnoliopsida; Lamiales; Lamiaceae
Exons: 1
Coding region: 1-411 (136 amino acids)
Source: RefSeq, a predicted model, not a curated record